Saccharomyces eubayanus is the source of this 1365-nucleotide messenger RNA. RefSeq lists its product as uncharacterized. The record is from RefSeq and is a predicted model, not a curated record. Lineage: Eukaryota; Fungi; Ascomycota; Saccharomycetes; Saccharomycetales; Saccharomycetaceae. Bases 1 to 1365 code for a protein of 454 amino acids. The transcript has a single exon.
AUGCACGGACCCACGCCAAAAGCCAUUUCCCGCAACGUAAGAAGCGUCAAGAGACCCAGAAGAGCAGCCAAACCUGUGGUCUCCACACAGGCCAUGAACAAGCUGGCGCACGUAACACUCUCUGCUGAGCAGAAGAUGUUAAGGGACCGCGCUUUGUCGUUCAUGCGCACGAACUUGUCUCAGUACAACAGUGAUUGGAAGCAUCCUGCCAUGUUUGUCAUCCAAGGGGACGCAGGUACGGGCAAGUCAGUGAUUUUGAACUCUUUGUUCAACGAAAUUCAAAAACUGUCCCAAUUCUCGCCUUCUUCUGACGAUGUCUUACACGGGACACGUAAUUACCUGGUGGUCAAUCAUCCUGAGAUGUUGAAGUUGUACCUCAGGAUCAGCGACAGCUUCAAGUACAUCACUAAAUCGUCGCUGGAACGGCCUACUUCGUUGAUCAACAACUUACAGAAAAAGAACCUCAUGGCCGACGUAGUCAUCGUAGAUGAGGCGCAUUUGUUAGCCACUUCGAAGGACGCUUUCAAAAGAUUCUACGGCGAAAACCAUUUGGAAGACUUGAUGUCUCUUUGUAAAGUGCUGGUCUUGGUUUACGAUGACAAACAAGCUUUAAGAAUGGGGUCGUACUGGGAUGAAGAAUCCGACAAUGGUGCCACUCUGAAGGAUUUCUAUGACCAGAUCCCGGCAGAAUCCAGAGAUUGGUACACUUUAAAGCAGCAAUUUAGGGUAGCUGCCCCACAGAAUGUGCUGAAUUGGAUAGACCAGAUCAGCGUGGCGGGGAAGAUCCCAUCUAUCGAAUCCGUGCUACCCAAAGGCAACGUUGCAGGUGUUGACGACAAAACUAAGGAUUUUGAUUUCAAAAUCUGGGACGAUUGUGGUGCCAUGUAUGAAGCCCUCAAGGAAAAAGACGGCCAGUACGGUCAAUGUAGAAUGCUCUCCACAUACGAUUUCCCCUACCGCCUAGAUGGGAAAGACUAUUAUGUCGAGUGUGGUGACAAUUUCAAAGUCCGCUGGGAUCGGUAUACCCCACGUGAAGUGACGCCAUGGAGUGAGCGUGGGGACACCAUCGACGAGGUAGGUAGUGUAUACACCAUCCAGGGAUUUGAUCUGAAUUACGCUGGUGUGAUCCUAGGCCGCUCCAUUGGAUACGAUGCUGCAAACGACUGUAUCAAGCUCAGACCGGAGUUGUAUGAUGAUAGGGCUGGUUUCACCAAAAAGAAAAACAUCCAAAAUGCCGAGAGUGUCAAGCAAAAAAUCAUUAUGAACAGUGUCAACGUUCUUUUGACCCGUGGUGUGCGUGGCCUCUACGUCUAUGCAUACGAUCCUGAAUUGAGAGAGAGACUGCUUCGCCCAUCAAAAAAAUGA